AUGAAAUCAAGUUCCGUUCUGCUUCUUUCUUUAUCGUUGUGGUUGACUCUUAUCGGAAUUAUUGAUUGUGGUAUUAAUCCUGUCGUAUUACCACAUUUACCAUAUACCUAUCACGAGUUGGAGCCACACAUUGAUCAAGCCACCAUGAAAGUGCACCACAGUGGCCAUCAUCAAGCCUACGUCAAUAAUUUAAAUGGAGCCAUUGAAACUCUUUUGAAAAGCACCAAUGACGAUAUUCAAAAAUUUAUUUGGCAAGCACAACGAAUUGAAACCUUGUUGGCAAAUUUACAUUUAUUACCAGUGGAUGAAGCUACAAAAAAGAUAAUUCGAAAUAAUGGAGGUGGAUUUGUAAAUCAUAAUUUAUUCUUUGAGUUGAUGAUGGAUGAAAAACAUAGAACAUCAAAACCAAGUGAACGAGUGACUCGAGCGUUGAGCAAAUACUUUGGAUCUGUUGAUGAAUUUAUUAAGCAAUUCAAUGAUCAAGCUUUGAAAGUGUUUGGAAGUGGAUGGGUCGUUCUUGUGAAAAGAACAAAUUUGAAAACUCUCAAGUCAGAAUUGUUGAUCAAAACCUAUGCCAACCAAGAUAGUGCUUAUAUGAAUGAACAAUUACUGACAAACUCCCAAAAAGGCUCAUCGUCCAACACUGUAGAAUCUAUCGACGAACCAGUGCUUUUAUUAGACGUUUGGGAACAUGCUUAUUACCUCAAACAUCAAAACAAACGAGCUGCCUACGUGUCAGAUUGGUGGAAUGUUGUUCAUUGGAGCAAAGUAGAGGAUCGUUUAUUUAAGUGUGAAUUUGAUGUUGAAUUUAUUGAUGAUGUUGAACUCAAACACCGUUCUUCAUGUAACAACAAGGAUGAGCUUUAA
Messenger RNA from Naegleria lovaniensis, 867 nucleotides. RefSeq lists its product as uncharacterized. The transcript has 2 exons. Gene Ontology annotation, molecular function: metal ion binding; superoxide dismutase activity. The coding region runs from base 1 to 867 and encodes 288 amino acids. Gene Ontology annotation, biological process: superoxide metabolic process. The record is from RefSeq and is a predicted model, not a curated record. NCBI's taxonomy places the organism in Eukaryota, Heterolobosea, Eutetramitea, Acrasida, Naegleriidae.